GGAAGCUCGGGUAUGAAAACGCUGCGAGUAAAUCGAUAGAGAUUUUUUUUAGCGUGUGUACAAGAGCUGUGCUUGUGUGGUGGAUGAUGCCGUGAGACAUCCCUGGAGUGAAUCCUUGUGCAGCGAGUGGCACGUCCACCGUGGUCGGCUGGGAAGUGCGCGACGUCGACAUGGGGUCCCGUCUAUUGUGCGCUUGGGCCUCCGUGGGCCAAGCCUCGUUGAGACAGGACUAGUGUGUGUACCCCCCCUCCAGUUGGGACCAUUGAUUCAGCGGGCCCGUGGUGGUGGUGAGACAAGAGAAGUCGGUGUCAGUUGCGAGUCGUGCCGCAGAGCCGUCGCGUGCGGCAUCGCUAGCCGCCGCGCCGUCGGCGGUGUUUCGGUCGGCCCCCGCGUUGCUUGACCCGAGGCUGCGCGAUGAAUGCGGCCGCGACGUCGUUCCAAUGCUCGCUGCUGCCGCCGCCACAGCCAGGCGCCGUCGGAGCGAUCGGCGACGGUGAACGGUACGACGAUGACGACUCGGGCAGCGAGUACGACGUGAUCGACGUCCUGUCCGCCGACCACUGCACGGGCGAGCACAGCUACACGAUGCAGAUGCCGCCCAGCAUGUUGCUCGAGGAAGAGCGGCGGCGGGUGUACGAAAGCCCCGAACUUCAAGCCGCGCGACGCCUCGUAGACUGGCUCGACUCUCCGGCGUGUCGGAAGUACAGCGCGCCUUUCCUCGAUCCCCUGGAGAUCGAGCAGCGGCCCGCGUACUUGCGCGUCGUGCGCCAGCCCAUGUGUCUGAGCCGAGUGCGCGCCGGCCUGGACUCCCGGUCGUACGCCGGCAUCACCGAAGUCGUGCGCGACGUACGGCUCAUCUUGGAGAACUGUUACCGCUUCUACGGACCCCAGCACCACUUGACCAAAAAGGCGUUGAGGCUGGAAACGGUGCUCGAACAGAAGCUAGCCCUUCUUCCCCGAGAGCUACGGGAAAAAACGACACUAGAGGCCACCACGUUGGAGAACCGAGAUCUUGGGGCUCAGAGAGCGGGUCGGCGAGCCCGUCUCACGAGUCAGCUGCCCACGGGUGGCGAGAGUUCGGCGCUGCUCCAGCUGGUGAAAGCGGAGAAGGCGGCGCAGGCGCGAGAGGAGCGCCUCAAGCAGCGUGAGGAGAGGCGGGUCGAGAAGGAAGUGGCCCAGCAGGCCGUCAUCGAUUGGGAGAGCAGCACCUUCGGCCCGGGACUGGCCGAACUUUCCCAUCACUGGGAGGUUCCCCAGUUGUGCCAGUUCCUACGGUUGUCCCAGGAGCCCCUGCAGCUUCCGGACGUGACGAUAGCAGAGGUGGAGCGCUCGUUGCUGAUGCCCAAGAAAAGCUCCCUGCUGUCUCUGCUCAUGACCUGCCUGCUGGUUGCACCACAGCAGAGGCCCAAGACCCUGUUACAGCACCCUAUGCCGUAUCGAGUGUGGAACGAACGGCUAAGGUGUCGCCUCCAAAACUGGUACCGCACUUACAUGGGGAGUCAGCGUAAUUUUCUCAAGGUUUUCGAGGCUCACGGUCUUGAAGAGCAGUUUUUCUUCAUCAUGGGCGAGACAGAUCCCAUGGAGAACAAGGACUUCCACGAGCUGGACCUGGUGCAGAGGGUGUGGCUGCUCAAGGCCCUGUGCGACCACAAGCUGGGCCAGCACCGGCGCGUUCAAGAGUACAUGGCGGAGCAGGAAGCUGACAGGCUGCGCGAGGCGUUCCUGGGCGAGGACCGUGUCGGACGGCGCUACAUCUACUUCCCGUGCAUGGCAGAGCCCAGAGUGUAUCGCGUCCUGCUACCCCAGCCGCCUGCGACGCCGGAGAGGGAGCCCAGCCCGCCACCGCAGCCAACGCCUAAAGUGUCGCAUAAGUUGAAGAAGAAAGGCCGUCCACAAAGGGGUAGUUCCAGGAGGUCCUCUAGGCACAAAAAGGCAAAAGCAGCGGCCGUCAAAGAGGAGUGUGAAGAGGAAGAGAAGAAGGCGGCCUGCCGAUACGGACGCGGAUACGAAACCCGUAGAGCCAGACAUCCACGGAGGAAACAGUGGAGGCGGACCCUGCGGCCACGAAUGGGGAACAGACACCCAAGGAGGAAUCAACACCAAAAGUCGAGGCGGAGGAAGAAAAGGAAGAGAAAGUGCCGCCCUGAUUUCGAGACUGUGGUGACCAGCGUGGCUGACUUGCGGAUUUUAAUCGCUUCCCUGGCGGAGAGCAAUUGCAGCAGCAACAGCAAUGAUAGUAAGGAGGGCGCCACUGAGGAGAAUAGGCCAACUACUAGAAAGGGAAGUGCUGAGGCAGCAAAAGUCGAGGAGGGUGUGGAGCGUCCACUGCUGGACCAGCUACGAAUCUUGCUGUCGGAGUGGGAGACGGAGGAGGCGGCCUUUCAACAGACGGACGCGGCCCUGCGCACCCGACUCCACCACGAGUGGCACCAGCCGGACACCCAGGACAUCCAUGGCAGCGAGGAUGCCGUGGACUCUUGGACGAUGCACUACAAGGACGAGUGCCUCAUAGAGGACUCUUCUUCCGACGAAAGCAUGAGUCAAGAGGAGUACAAUGACAAUGCCGACGAUCAUGAAGAGGGAGUGGAAAUGGAGGAAGAGUGCAAGGACAGCAGCGGUUGGCGGGUGCUACGAAAGCGCAAGAUUGCCCUGGCACUGCCAAAUGGGCUCAGCAACUCUGACGAAGAAUCGGCUGCAAGCGAGCCAUCUAGCCAGCCUGUCGCCCAUCCUCCUAGCCAACCUAGCAGAGUGACGAGCUGCCAGGUCUCCACUCAGACUGUUAGUCCCAUUCCGACUCUGGCGCGAUCCAUACCUGCUGUGUCUAAAGAAUCAGUUGCAAAAGUAUCCAUACCCCACAUACUGGCCAGAAAUUCGACAUCUGCAACAUUGACCACCGUGACGCCUAGCUCCACGACGUGGAUCAGGCCGUUCACAAGGGUGCAGCUCGAUCAUCCGAAACGAUCGACGGAGUACCACAAAAGGCAGGCCGAGCAGGCAAAGCGACCGACGAAGGUGCGCUCGCUGCUCGAGGCGGGCUACACGACUUUCACGGAGCCCAGCCGUCCAUCCACGCCUCAGUCAACCCAGGCUGCUCCUGUUACGGUGCUUCCAGUCGUGCAAGAGCAAGUUGUAAUGCAGAACAUUUGUAAUGCGGAGCCAGCCACAAUGCAGAACAUUUGUAAUGCAGAGCCAGUUGUAAUGCAGAAAAUUCAUACUGCAGAGCCAGCUGUAAUGCAAAACAUUAGUAAUGCAGAGCCAACUGUAAUGCAGAACAUUUGUAAUGCGGAUCCAGUUGUAAUGCAGAACAUUCGAAAUGUGGAGCCAGCUGUAAUGCAAAACAUUAGUAAUGCAGAGCCAACUGUAAUGCAGAACAUAUGUAAUGUGGAGCCAGUUGUAAUGCAGAAAGAGAAGGAUGCCAAGCAUUCCCGUGGUUCAGGAAAGUGUGCCGGAAACUCUGGUUCCGGAAACCCAGAGUUUCCCUCUGGCCUCAAGUCUGUUCUGGUGCCGGCGGUGGACAAUAGCGGGCAGGAGAUCUUGUUACAUGUAGAGUACACAACUCUUGAUGAAGCCAGCCUCGGUAACAACCUCCAGUCGCUGCCGCUGCCAACAGUGCCACCUGUAGGGCCGAGCUAUUCAACGACAAUGCCAGCUCCAGAUUUUACUGGUGCACUAUCGGGCAUGCAAAACAUGUCUGCUUCCUCGACGGUAAUACAAAACCUCCAGAUGGCUCCACCAGUCGUGCAAAAUGUUCCUGUGGUGCAGUCGCUCAUGCAGACGCUGCCACAUCCACCAGUGGAAAUCCCAGUGGCAACAUCGCUGAUGCAGACUCUUCCUGUGUCGUCGCCUGUUGUGCAACCAAGUGUUACCUUGCCUGCAUUACUGCAGAAUCGCCGGCGUGAGGGAACAAACUCACGGAAACACGGGCUGCCAUGGUGGAAACAUUCAAAUACACCUUCAACGACGAAGGUCAAAGAGAUUCCGCCACUAGCACCUAUCGCAGCACCGCGGAAAAUCUUCAAGUCUCGCAAUGCAGCUUCCAGCCUCAAACAAUAUGAGCUCCAGCAUGGACGGCACGGUGGGCAUGGCGUCGAGUGGCGUGCACACUUCGAGGAGCGACACAUUCUUAUCGUCCCAGCAGCAUCAGCAACUCAUUGGCUCUAAUGGGUCGCAGCAACUCGUGUUUGUCGUUCCACAGAGCCCGCCGAAGCAGCAGCAGCAGGUCGUUCUGCAGCAACCUGAGGUGCCGGCCGUGUCGCAAGACAUGAUUGGCCAGCUUAUCCCCAUGGCGCAAGCGCCUGCGAACGAUUCGCAGCAUGCUGCUGCUUCGUUGUUGUUGCAGGCCACAGUGCAAAACACUAUGCAGACGCCCAUUCUCCUCCUGACUAGCGACGGGCGUCUGCUUCAGGUGGUGCCGCAGCCCAGCUGACCGGGCUUGGUCACUUCAGCGUGUGGCUCCUCUUGGCUACCACCCGGCUACUUCCCCGGCCACCUUGGGAUAAGUGUGUGUUGUAUAUAGCUGUGUGCCUCGCCAACAGUGCCUCUUGUCGUAGUGCAUAGGACCUGCCUGAGUGACUCACUCUCGCCAUCGCCACUGUUUGAAGCUGUUUUUGAGCCUUGACUCUUUGAAACGUGCAGACAGCCAACACGAUAGUGCAUUACAAGUGCCCUUGUUAAAGAAGUGUGGCAGUACUGUUUAGAGCAUUCUAACACCACAGUAUGUGGGUAUUGGGCAGUCUCACGAUAGGGGGUCUUACUGCUGAUGGGCAUCUGAACUAGGAGGCUGUAACUCCGUGGUCACAUUGCACACUUGCGGUGGUUAGACCAGCACAUCACAGUUAACGUGUGACAGGCACGAGAAGUCGCGUUUGCUGAGUACUGUGAUGACUGAGCUUGAAUCGCGAGGAUUUGCGCUAUUUUACUCGUAGGUGAGUGUUGCAUGAGGCGUACACAGCAGCACUGAACCGCCCAAGUUUGUGCUUUGCGAUUGUUGGUUUUUAUUGUAAACAAGAAGUAAGUAUCAUGGGUGGGGAAUAGCGAGUUUGAAAAGCUGUUGUGGGGAAAUAUAGUUCCCUCAAAUUCAGAAGAAAAUCUUUGCGAAUUGUUCUUGUAGGUCGUUCAUAACUCUUUCGUGUUAGCAAGCAUUUCUUCCUUGGCCUAUUGCUGGAAAGAGCCAUGCAAAGUUUUUAGUUAAUGCAUGUAUUCUAAUCUCCUUAUUGUCUGCCGCAACCAAUAUGAUUACUAGCCGUAGUGUUGGUUCACAAAGCGGCAUGAUUGCUUUAUUUUUCUUCCAUACGGCCCUGUGCCAAGGUUGGGCUCAAUGUGCCUCGAUUACUUAAGCGACAUCUCUCGAAAUGAUAGUUGCAUUUGGUUCCUGAACAAAACACUGGGGAGCGGCAUCAUGUCGCUGACAAAUCGGAAAAAAGGUGUGAAACUCUUCAGCUUAACUGGAAGGGGGAUGCCCAUGUUAAUUGGUCGUGCCUGUUUGUCGGCGCUGAUACGUACUGCAGUAUUCUUUAAUGGAGAGAUCUCGGCUGGUGGUAUUUGUAUGUGUACUACAGGGCUGCUUUUGAGCUAGUGCUUUACUAAAGCAUAGCAAAUGUGGCACUCGGGAAGCAUUUCUUUUUUAUCUAAUUAUAAAUAUGUUCCUUCAAAUUAGUGGCUGGCAAUCCAGUGUGUGUGAGUUUGAACAGAAUUCCGAAAGAAACCGACGAGCUGUGUGUGCGUACUGAAGACUAGCAAAGCUAUUCAAAUGUGUGUUGGUGUGUGGCCAGCAACUUUUGUCAAUUAAAAGAAAUUGAAAGAAAUAAUUACUGUAUGCAAUAUUGCAGCAUUGCAGUGUGUUUUGAAGGAUGACGUAACCUGUGAAGAGGCCAGACAUGAACUGUAUGUAUCCUUUUUUCAUAUGACAGGACUACUAGUUUGCCUAUUCUCUUUAUCUACGGUUACCUGCUUCACAAACAUGUUGAGUUCUAGACUUAUUUAGCACUUUUCCACAUGUCAUAUAUUACACACUGUAUACAUACAAAAGCUUCAAACUUAAUAGCAUGUAAAUAAAAGGAGGAAAGCCGUGCACACAA
Rhipicephalus microplus (southern cattle tick) is the source of this 6077-nucleotide messenger RNA. RefSeq lists its product as uncharacterized. Gene Ontology annotation, molecular function: protein binding. NCBI's taxonomy places the organism in Eukaryota, Metazoa, Arthropoda, Arachnida, Ixodida, Ixodidae. The record is from RefSeq and is a predicted model, not a curated record.